UGCCCAUCAAGCGCUUGCUUGCUAUGGCACUACGUAGAAGCAGGUGCGAGUGAGGAGGCCAAUUGCCUCGUGUACGAGCGGUGGUGAGGUGCUCCCUUUGCCCCGACCCUCCUCUAUCAGCGCCAACCCCCUUUCCCCGACGCCAGCACACCUAGCUGUUACGUACCCCGCUAAACACGAGAUAGGCGCCGCCGCAUCCAAGGGGCGAGUUGCGCUACCGGUGAAAGCAGUUAGCGGCACUGGCGCGCAUUCGGCCAACCCGAGUUUUCCUGCAUAGCCAAGCCACUAGUUUCGAGACCAUCUCAUUACUCUCUUGAGGUCAUCCUAUCGUAGCUUCUUCGGCAACAGCUCCCAAAGUAGCCGCAGACCUGCAUUUUAUGAACAUCCAUACCCAGUAGACUUCGUCGAGCUUUAAAAUGAGCCCACCGCGGUUAAUGUCAUCGCGCACAGACGCGCCUUCUCGCCUUGUUGACUGCGCGCUCCGCCUUCUACUAGUUUCCGCAUUCGUCCUCUGCGGGUCCCACGCGGCCUCUGUAGCGAGCCCCGGUCGACCCCGUGUUGUCCUCAUCCUGGUGGAUGGUGUGCGUUGGGACUAUCUGUCUGAACCGGACCUGCCAGGCUUCGGCGAACUGGCCAAGACGGGAGUGAAGGCCGAGUACGUGGUGCCCAUCAUGCCGGCCAACUCGUACCCCAAUUGGUACACUAUCGUCACUGGUCUGUACGGGGAGCAGCACGGUUUCGUGCAGAAUUACAUGUACGACGAUCAGUACGACGACUUCUUUAUGAUGGCGCCCCACCCGAAUGCGUCACACCCGCACUGGUGGAACCACGCGGAGCCAGUCUGGGUGACUGCCGAGAAAAACGGACUCCGCACCGGCAUGUACUGGUGGGACGGAUGCCAGGUCGAAAUACGAGGUUCCAAGCCGACCAAAUGCAUUCCUUACAGGGAUUACUGGCAGUGGCCUACAGUUGAAAACGACACUAAGUCUGCACUAUCUGAAAUAGUGGAAAAGUUUAAACAGAACACACUCGAUUUUGCGCUUGUUUACUACGAAGCCGUCGAUGCAGUAGGACAUGCCAGUGGUCCUGAUUCCAUGGAGCGAAGAGAAGCGCUCAAAAGUGCCGACAACGUCAUCAAGCACUUGCUUGACGAAGCGAGGAGGCAAAACAUACGCGAUCAGCUCAGCCUCAUCGUGGUGUCUGACCACGGCAUGACUGACACCAGACCGGGCAAGUUUGACCUGAUCGACAUUGAGCCGCACAUUGACGCCAACGACAUUCACUCCAUGCUCGAUGGUGGAUCGUUCGCUAUGCUUCGGCCACACCCGGACAAGAUAGAAAAGGUUUAUGCCAAGCUGAAAAGUUUGAACAUAAAGGGCCUGAACGUUUUUAAGAAAGAGGAGCUGCCUGAAUUGUACCACCUCAAGACUACUCACUUGACGCAACCCAUUGUGCUCACAGCAGAUCCUGGCUACCAGAUCAAGAAGCUUCAAGAGACAGACAAGCAGGUGCCUCGGUCAAAUAGGAUAUACAACGGGAACCAUGGCUAUGACCCCAUGAAGCUGGAGGACAUGCGCGCCAUCUUUUUAGCCACUGGUCCAGGACUAAAACAAGGCUUCCAGAACGAACCGGUGCGCAUGGUGGAUCACUACAACGUCAUCUGCCGACAGCUGGGCAUCAAGCCACUCGAGAACAGUGGUAGACUAGACAUUGUGCAGGGAAUGUUUGUUGGUGGAGCCAGCGGAAGCAGCACGGCCGUUUCACUCUCUCUACUGGUCGUCCCCAACAUCUUGCUGGCGGCGCGCAGUUACUUGUACCACUGAUGGUACACAGACCCACCGGUAUUAGUGAAAAGGAAUCACUUGGCCGCUGGCACAGUCAUUUGCCGUGACGUUCUAGAACUGUCUAAGCAGGCCCAUCGUAUAUACAUAUUCUUAAAUUUUAGUCGGCGUACUUAGCAUCUAGCACACAACGAGUUUUAAUUGAGUUUCAUCUCAUCGCAAUCGCAAUUAAAAAAAAAACUACGUACCUCUAGGCAGGGCAUAGAUAUUUUUUAAGUUUAGCUUUAAUUUAUUUUUCUCCCAACUCCACUUUGUUUUCCUAAUGUCUUGUUGAUCCUGCCAAGUUGGCCUGAACAAGCACCGAAAGAAACGCUAUAGGUUCGUAGAACAAUCACCGUUUCGAGUUUUCUGGCAUUUCUGUUAACAUAUUAGAGUCUUGUCGCCAGAUGAAUGUUUUCAUGCUUAACAAAGUUUAGAAUGAAACCGAACAGAGCUUCAAGCAGGAUGAAUUCAGGACGACGGACACGUCAUUUUCACUUCCUCCUUCCAGAAGUGCUGUUCGAGUGAGGUUCAAUAAAGUACGAACCAACCUUGUGAAGCAGGAUUUUGCAGUUCACAAGGUUGUAGGAGAGAUGUUAUUUGACGUACACCUUGAAUUUUAGUAAUAAUUUUCUACUGAGAAGCUCUCACUUCGUGUGCCAAAUCUUGAAACUUGAAAAACAGGUCACGUUGUUUCCACCACUAUGAAAGCGAAAAUAGAACCGACUUUUUGAAACUUCAUCCGAUUAGAUUGUUUUCUAUUCAUAGGCAAAUGUAGAAGGGGUGCAUAUGCUGCAUGACUGGUUUUUUUUUUUCUUUUUCAUGUGCAAUUCAGAAUAUUUUCGCUAGUGAUGUGCAUUCUCGCGCGGCCACUUCAACGCGAAACUAAAUGUAAAUGCCCGCAUGCAUCACAACUUUCCCGAGACUCGAGAGAGAUUUUAUGGUUGUUGCUUUUUUAGAAUGGUGCGCUGUUAAUUCCUCACCGAUGCUGGCUUCUUCCCUUAUCAGAUUAGAUUCACCUCCGUUAAUUUUUUCGAUUAAAUCUUCAAGAAUAAUGCACGAGCGAUUGUGAUCUUUGUUCUCUGUAAUGUUCAUUGGUCGGUAUAGUAGCGCUAUCAUCGGUCAUGAAUUUUCGGGUGUAAUAUUAGAAUAUUAGGCGCCUUGCUCUGAUGAUAAAACUUCAUAAAUUACAAUGAUUGAUGGAAUCAUUGGUCGUACUUUUUUUUUGCGUGCUGCACAUCAAAAUGAACCUCUGAACGUGUUGACACAAUACAAAUUCAGUGUGUAAAUUCUUAAAUCGAAGAGAAGUUUGGCUGUGUUCUCUUAUGACUCUUUGUGGCUUUCCGAGCAUCAUUAUAAUAAGCCGUUGUUUGAGAAAGGAAGCACAAGGUUUUGAACUGAAAUUUACUGAAGUGUGUGGUGUGUGUGUGUGUGUUUCAAAUAAAACUUA
Molecule: messenger RNA, 3270 nt
Organism: Rhipicephalus sanguineus (brown dog tick)
Lineage: Eukaryota; Metazoa; Arthropoda; Arachnida; Ixodida; Ixodidae
Product: glycerophosphocholine cholinephosphodiesterase ENPP6
Exons: 8
Coding region: 417-1823 (468 amino acids)
Source: RefSeq, a predicted model, not a curated record